AAACAACAACAAUGUCCAUCACUUGCAGCCUUGCUCGCCUCCAGAGAAAACACCUUCAGAAACCUGUCGCUUGACCUGACCUGAACUACCAGCACCUGUGCCUUGCCUUGCUUUCCAGAACUAAGAGAAGAUUCUCUUUCUGCCCCCUCCAGGGGUUUUAAUUUAGUAGUUCACAAGUAAAAUGGUGCGUGUGGUUCAGGGUUUAUUUUCUAUUUCAUGACAUUUACAUGCUGCUCUGUCGGGAGAAUAAGUGUCAAGCCAGUUUCUUGAGCUGAGAAGCCAGAUAUUGCAUAUAUAUAUUUGCAUCAGCUGCAGAGCUCGCAAAGCCUCAAAUAACCCCCACCCCCCUUCCUGAGGAAGAAAGUGGUACAGCCCAAAACAAAAGCUUUUGCUGCCUUUUGAGUCCGCCGAACGUAUAUAUUGCCUUUCCUGGAACGGGCUGGCCCCGCCCCGCUUCCCCCCCUCCCCAAGCUUUGAUGGGCCCGAGGCGCCUAUUGGCCGGAAUCUUGACGGCUGCCUGUGCCGACGCUUCCCAUUGGCUGCCGGCCUUGGUGUGCUUCCACACGUUCCCAAAGGCUGUUCUUUAUGUUAUUGUUGUGAAGAAGUUGCAAAGCGGAGCGUCUUAUUUUGAUUUUGUUUUUCCAAGUGUUGGGAAGGCGGGUGGGUUGCUGAGCAGGAGGGACCAACCAGCGCCUAUGGGAACGACGCUGCUCCCGCCAUGUCCCUGAGCCAGCCCAGCAGCAGCGAUGCGUGCCUGAGCAUUGUGCACAGCCUGAUGUGCCACCGGCAGGGUGGGGAGAACGAGUCGUUCGCCAAGCGGGCCAUCGAGAGCCUGGUCAAGAAGCUGAAGGAGAAGAAGGACGAGCUGGACUCCCUCAUCACGGCCAUCACCACCAACGGCGCACAUCCCAGCAAGUGCGUCACCAUCCAGCGCACCCUCGAUGGCCGCCUGCAGGUGGCCGGGCGCAAAGGCUUCCCCCACGUGAUCUACUCCCGCCUGUGGCGCUGGCCGGACUUGCACAAGAACGAGCUCAAGCACGUCAAGUUCUGCCAGUUCGCCUUCGACCUCAAGUACGACAGCGUCUGCGUCAACCCCUAUCACUACGAGCGGGUGGUAUCUCCGGGCAUCGGACUGAACAUCCAGAAUACAGGUGAGAUACAAUCCUGCUUUGUUUUUCUGGAUGAUGGCCUAGGACAGGACUGGGGGCGGACCUCUGACCUUACAGCGCCUGCCCCACAGCUCGUGAAAGAAGAAUUCAUUCCCGACUGUAUCCAAAUGGAGGUCCCGCCUCCUCCGCCGGCAGAUCACCCCGGCCCUGGGAUCAAGGCCGGCCACCCUCAGGCAGAGCCCUACCAGCCCUUAUCGCCCCUGCAGCUUCCGGAACCGCCCCAUCCUACUGCUGGCAUCUACCCCGCAUUGCCUUUGUCUCCCCCAGGCCCUCCUGGGGGGCCCCUGCUCCCUCUCCUUCAUGGUGAGGGUCUUCUUCAGAUCUCCACCCCCUCGCACGCCCCAGCCCCUUCUCCGGCUCCCCCGGGCUCCCAGCAAAAUGGGUGCGCCCCCAAACUGCCCUACCAGAAUUCGACAACCAGCUGGACAGGGAACGGCGGCACCCCAAGCUACAGCUCCGGUGGGAGGAGCCAGGAGCCCACCCCGCCUCCGCUCCCCGCUCCUCAGCAGCAGCAGAACGGACGGAGUUACCCUCAGCCUCCUCUUCACCAUUCAAACCAUUACUGGCCUGCUCAUCAUGGUUCGCCUCCCUACCAGCCCCCAGUCUCCAGUCACCCUGGCCCUGAGUUCUGGUGCUCGAUCGCCUAUUUUGAGAUGGACGUGCAAGUGGGCGAGAUCUUCAAGGUGCCUGCCAACUGCGCCGUGGUCACUGUGGACGGAUACGUGGACCCUUCGGGCGGAGACCGCUUCUGCCUGGGACAGCUCUCGAACGUCCACCGCACCGACACCAGCGAGCGCGCCAGGCUGCACAUCGGGAAAGGAGUCCAGCUGCAGUGCCGUGGUGAAGGCGAUGUCUGGAUGCGGUGUCUGAGCGACCACGCCGUCUUCGUGCAGAGCUACUACCUGGACCGGGAGGCUGGGCGUGCUCCGGGGGAUGCUGUGCACAAGAUCUACCCUGGCGCCUACAUCAAGGUCUUUGACCUUCGCCAGUGCCACCGCCAGAUGCACCAACAAGCAGCGACAGCGCAGGCGGCAGCAGCGGCUCAGGCGGCCGCUGUGUCAGGGAGCAUUCCUGGGCCUGGCUCUGUGGGGGGCAUCGCACCAGCUGUGGGCCUCUCAGCAGCGGCCGGCAUUGGUGUCGACGACCUCCGCCGCCUGUGCAUCCUCCGUCUGAGCUUCGUCAAGGGCUGGGGGCCGGACUACCCCCGCCAGAGCAUCAAGCACACCCCCUGCUGGAUCGAAGUCCACUUGCACCGAGCCCUGCAGCUCCUGGAUGAGGUCCUCCACACCAUGCCCUUGGCUGACCCGGGCUCCAUCAACUAGAUGAAAUUGCAAGGCAAGGAAGACGAAGAGGUUCUUGCCGAUCCCGCAGCCUCUGGGGUUUGCAGAAGGGCGGGGAUUGCCGCUGCGAAGGAGACUCUGGCCCCCAUGCUCAUGAAAGCAGUGGGGGCAAGUUCCCUGGGGUCCCCGAAAGGACUGAGAUGGCAGAAUUUGUCCUUGAAAAUGCCCUGCCGCCUUUCGAAGGGGUGCCGAGACUUUCUCUGUUCCCAGACCAGCAGCAGAAUGAAUGGCUUCAAAGGGGUCGCCUUUCUGGCCAUCUCAAAAGACUGGUCUUUUUCUCACCAGCUUUUCUCUUCUGAACACCAACGACCCGGUUGCGGCUCGGCCGAGCAGCUGAGAAUCGCCGGAGAAUCUCCACCCCCCACAUCUGAAAAUCUGGCUCUUAGAGACGUUCUUCUAGGAGCCGGUCCUACCGCUAGAUAGAGGGAGGCAGGUGCCACUCAGGUGGCAAAUGCUGGCAGGCGGGGAAUGGCAGCGAGGAUGUGUGAGUGUAGAGCUGGACUUGCAGCCUGGGCUCCUUCGCAGCCCCUUAGCUAGCCCCCCCCUAAGUUGGCUUGCUGCCCUAGGAGAGGAUGGUCUCCCACUGUCGGCAUUGAAGAGACAUUCAACCACCGGUGAUACUUCCCAGCACGAGAAAUGGAGGGAGCCAUAUUGUCCUUUGCCCUGACGUGCAAGGACAUAUUUGGCCAGCUCUGAUUUUAUUGCUUUAAAUCCCCAAACGGAGGCUGCAAUAUAUGACUUUAAUCAGUUAAAGUAAUCGAGCCGAACGAUGCCCCUGACAACUCGGAAAGGACCAAAAUGAAGCACUUGCAAAUUUGGGUCUGGGGAACCUCUGACCGUCUAGCUGAGGCUGAAUGGCAACUCCUACCUGCCCCAGCAAGCAUGGCUCAGUGGCCAGGGAUGAUGGGAGUUGUAGUUCAACAAUGCCUGGAAUGUCAAAGAUUUUC
Molecule: messenger RNA, 3456 nt
Organism: Podarcis raffonei (Aeolian wall lizard)
Lineage: Eukaryota; Metazoa; Chordata; Lepidosauria; Squamata; Lacertidae
Product: mothers against decapentaplegic homolog 4-like
Exons: 12
Coding region: 719-2491 (590 amino acids)
Biological process (GO): cell differentiation; SMAD protein signal transduction; transforming growth factor beta receptor signaling pathway
Cellular component (GO): heteromeric SMAD protein complex
Molecular function (GO): DNA-binding transcription factor activity, RNA polymerase II-specific; RNA polymerase II cis-regulatory region sequence-specific DNA binding; I-SMAD binding
Source: RefSeq, a predicted model, not a curated record